Molecule: messenger RNA, 2399 nt
Organism: Lolium rigidum
Lineage: Eukaryota; Viridiplantae; Streptophyta; Magnoliopsida; Poales; Poaceae
Product: putative pentatricopeptide repeat-containing protein At1g68930
Exons: 1
Coding region: 1-2256 (751 amino acids)
Biological process (GO): RNA modification
Molecular function (GO): protein binding; zinc ion binding; RNA binding
Source: RefSeq, a predicted model, not a curated record
AUGAGCCGUCCACUGUGCAACCACUACGCCGCCCUCCUCUCCUCCUCCGCCGCCGGCAGCCGCAAUGGCGCCGCCGCCAUCCACUGCCUCAUCCUCCGGACCAUCCCGCACCCGCCGCCCACCUACCUCCUCAACCACCUCCUCACGGCCUACGCCAGGUCCGGCCGCCUCGCGCGCGCGCGCCGCCUGUUCGACGCAAUGCCGGACCCCAACCUCUUCACCCGCAACGCGCUCCUCUCCGCGCUGGCCCACGCGCGGCUCCUCCCCGACAUGGAGCGGCUCUUCGCGUCCAUGCCCGACCGCGACACCGUCUCCUACAACGCGCUCAUCGCGGGCUUCUCCGGCGCCGGCGCCCCCGCGCGGGCGGCAGGGGCGUACCGCGCCUUGCUGCGGGAAGAGGGCGAGGUGGAGGGCGUCAGGGUCAGGCCGAGCCGCAUCACCAUGUCUAGCAUGGUCAUGGCCGCCUCGGCGCUCGGCGACCGCGCGCUCGGCCGGCAGGUGCACUGCCAGAUACUGCGGCUCGGGUUCGGGGCGUACGCGUUCACGGGCAGCCCGCUCGUCGACAUGUACGCCAAGAUGGGGCUCAUAGGGGACGCCAAACGCGUCUUCGACGAGACGGAGGGCCGGAACGUGGUGAUGUGUAACACUAUGAUCACCGGGCUGCUCCGGUGCAGGAUGGUCGCGGAGGCGAGGGGGCUGUUUGCGGCGAUGGCUGACAGGGACUCCAUCACCUGGACUACCAUGGUUACCGGGCUGACGCAGAACGGGCUGCAGUCGGAGGCGCUGGAUGUUUUCAGGAGGAUGAGGGCGGCGGCAGGUGUCGCCAUUGAUCAGUACACCUUUGGAAGCAUCCUGACGGCCUGUGGCGCCAUUGCUGCCUCGGAAGAGGGGAAGCAGAUCCAUGCCUACGCAAUCAGAACACUGUAUGAUGACAAUGUGUUUGUCGGAAGCGCGCUUGUUGACAUGUACUCCAAGUGCAGGAGCAUCAGAUCCGCGGAAGCCGUCUUGAGAAGGAUGACAUGCAGAAACAUCGUCUCGUGGACUGCCAUGAUCGUUGGCUACGGGCAGAAUGGGUGUGGCGAGGAGGCUGUGCGGGUCUUCUCGGAGAUGCAGAGGGAUGGCAUUAAGCCUGAUGAUUUCACUCUUGGCAGUGUUAUCAGUUCUUGUGCUAAUCUAGCAAGCCUGGAAGAGGGGGCUCAGUUCCACUGCAUGGCGCUCGUAUCAGGGCUGAGGCCGUACAUUACUGUGUCUAAUGCACUGGUAACCCUGUAUGGGAAGUGCGGCAGUAUCGAGGACGCACACCGCCUGUUUGAUGAGAUGAAUUUUCAUGAUCAGGUGUCCUGGACAGCCCUUGUCUCGGGUUAUGCGCAGUUUGGGAAGGCAAAAGAAACAAUACAUCUGUUUGAGAUGAUGUUGUCCAAGGGUGUGAAACCAGACGGCGUAACGUUCAUUGGGGUCCUUUCUGCUUGUAGCCGUUCAGGGCUUGUGGAGAAAGGCCGCAGCUACUUCCAGUCCAUGCAGGAGGACCAUGGUAUUGCACCCUUGGAUGAUCACUACACUUGCAUGAUUGACCUGUAUAGCAGAUCAGGGAGGUUGAAAGAAGCUGAGGAGUUCAUAAGGCAGAUGCCACGCUGUCCUGAUGCUAUUGGAUGGGCGACAUUGCUCAGCUCGAGCAGGUUGCGUGGUGAUAUGGAGACCGGUAAAUGGGCUGCCGAGAAUCUCUUGAAAGUUGAUCCUCAAAACCCAGCGAGCUAUGUAUUACUGUGCAGCAUGCAUGCUUCUAAAGGUGAAUGGAGCGAGGUUGCCCAGCUGAGGCGUGGGAUGAGGGAUAGGCAAGUGAAAAAAGAACCAGGCUGCAGCUGGAUCAAGUAUAAGAAUAAAGUCUACAUAUUUUCAGCCGAUGACCAGUCUCACCCCUUCUCCAGAACAAUUUAUGAUAAGCUACAGUGGCUCAACUCUAAGAUGGUGGAAGAAGGGUACAAGCCUGAUGUUAGUUCAGUGCUGCAUGAUGUAGCGGAUUCUGAGAAGGUUCAAAUGCUCAGCAAUCAUAGCGAGAAGCUUGCAAUUGCAUUUGGCUUAAUUUUUGUUCCACAAGAAAUGCAGAUUCGGAUUGUCAAGAAUCUACGGGUCUGUGUGGAUUGUCAUAAUGCUACCAAGUUCAUAUCUAAGAUAACUGGGCGUGAUAUUCUUGUGAGAGACGCUGUCAGAUUUCACAAGUUUAGCAAUGGCAUUUGCUCAUGUGGGGACUUCUGGUAAUUCCGCUGUCUAACACGCUAAAUUCAUACUUGAUUCAAGUUGAAAUAUAAGUGAGAAGUGCCACUGGAAGAGAAACAAGAAAUGGUGAUCAAAGGCUUCAAAGCUAAGGAUCGAUAACAUGCUCGGGCCAUCAGCUGGCUUUG